GUGCCCAUGAGUUGCAUGAGAGCUCCGACUUCAUCAAUGCUCUUACGAACGCUCAUCCUCAGGUAAUUAGAAAGAAGAAAAAACUUAUGACCAAAAUGGAGCCGCAGUUGCCAAACGACACAACACCAGAUGACCAAUUGGUCAAGCAAGAAGUUGACGAAGAGCCGGAAGAUCUCACCAAGUCUUGCUCGACUACGGGCAUGGGCCCGAAGAAGUCGUCUUUGACAGCACUCUCUAGCUUGAUUUCUAUCGAUAAAAAAAACAAGAAGCGUGUCACCUGGGCGGAUGAGAGCAAACUUCUUUCUGUUUGCUAUUUUGAACUCGAUGAUUCUGAACGCGGUAAGAGCCGAUAA
Messenger RNA from Protopolystoma xenopodis, 353 nucleotides. NCBI's taxonomy places the organism in Eukaryota, Metazoa, Platyhelminthes, Monogenea, Polystomatidea, Polystomatidae. The record is from the annotation of a GenBank genome assembly.